AUGUCUCUAGAUAGCAGCUUUGAAAAUUUGGAAUAAUAUCUGUAUCCCUCCUUCGAUGAAGCCAAUAACUAGAAUUAAAAGGAAGGCCAAUACAUUCUAGACCCUAUAGGUAUAGAAUAAGAUUAAAAACCUUUGCUGUAAAAUCCACAUAACAAUGGUAAAACCUAUAAAUAAUUGUUUGAAAUUGUUUAAAGAUUAAAUGAUAUUAAUUGGGUGGAACCAUAUUCUAAAAUUACUCCUAUAAAACACUUUACUCCAAUAACCUUUUGGUUUAUUAUUUGUUCUCAAUACUUUUAAAAAGAUGUAGAUCCUAAAAACAUUAAGUAAUGAAAUGAAUUUAUUGUAAGAUGUAAUAAAAUAGAGGAAGAAUUUCAAAUAGAUUAAGAAAAACAGAAUAGUCCUUAUACAUAUUUCGAUGAUUGGUUCAUAUUAGAAAUGAGAAGCAUAGUAAACUUUAAUCUAAGAUAGAUGGUUAAAAGAAUUAUCACCCAAAAAUGAUUUGGAAUCAUUACAAACAAAAAUGGAAGUGCGUUUACUUGAAACUAGAAAAGAAUUACAUUAACAGAUUGAUGCAAUUGAAGUUGAAAAACCAAUCCUAGAUAUAUAAAAUUAAUCUGAUUUUAUCUUAAAAGAUUUAGUUGGAUUGACUGAAAUAGAAAGUCAAUAUCUAACAUUUCUUGAAAGUCAAUAAAAGUAAGUUUUAUUAAUAUUAUCUUAGAAUAUAUGAUGAAUACAUAAUUAAUUAAUCAAAACAAUCAAAUUUAGCUGGAACUACAAGAUAAUUAUAAAAUGUCUAUAACAAUUGUUAAAUUUGUAAUCAAGGAGUAAGAUCACUAGAGUCUCUAUUAACAUGUUAAAAAUGUUAAAUAAUUGUUCAUUCAAAGUGUUAUGGGCUUGAAAAUGUAACAAAUAAUUGGAUUUGUGAUUUAUGUUUGAAUUUUGGAAAUAAAGGUAAAUUAAUGAAAUGUCCACUUUGUCCAAAAUUAGGAGGUGCAAUGCGUUAGACAACUUUGGCUAUGAAAGAUUCAAUAUUUGAAUUUUCAAAUCCUAAUUACCAUACCUAUGCAAUUAAUAAUAAAGUUGAUAGAUAAAGUAUAUUAAUAGUAAAGAUUUAUUUAGAACCUCCUCCUGAUGGAGAAGAUGGAUAUAAUUUCAUGAUUUUGCAAUAUUCUUUAGAUAAUAUGAUAGGUGAACCUCUUAAAUCUGAAAAAAUAUGGGCUCAUAUCUCAUGUAUGUAUUGGUUAGAUUUUGAUUUACUAAAAAUUGAUAAAAGAAAGUUUAAUACUUUAUGUAGUAUUUGUAAAACAAAAAAAAAUGGAGCAUGUAUUUCAUGCUCUAAAUCAAAAUGCGGUAUUUCAUUUCAUCCAGAAUGUGCCAGAAGAUCUUAAAUCUAUAUAGAAUCUAAUGAAAUAUUCUGUUUUAAACAUUAACCUCUUAAAAUAAAAAGAAUUUUUGAAGAUUAACAUAAUCUAUGGAAAGAAGAAAUUUAUUGUUUUUUUAAAUAAUAUGAAAAAUUAGAAUCAUGGCUAGCUCAUAAACCUAAAAAUAAUGAUUUAGAAUUUUAAAAAUUUGAAAUCAAAAUUUAACAAGAAGAAAUAGAAGCUGAUAUUAAAUAAGAAAAUGAAUAACUUUUUUAAUAAAUUGCUAAUAUAAUGGAAAGAGAUGAAAAAUUCAUUAUCACUUUAUAAAAUAACUAAGUUAUUGAAAUUUAAUAUCCUUAAAAAAGAAUAUCUAUCUAUGAUUUAGAAGAAAAUGAUAGAAUUUGGCAACAAUUAGCAAAUGAGAAAUAUUCUUCAGAAUAAAUAUAUGUUCUUUAUUAAAGAGCAAUUAGGAUGAGAAAGAAAAAGAAAUUAUCAAAUAAUAUAUCUUAAUUAUAGAUUCCUAUUGUUUAAGAAUUAACAAAUAGAAAGAGAAACUCAAAAUAUUCAAGACCUAAAAUAUUUAAACAUCAUAAGAAAUAUUAAAAGACAAAUAGAUUAAUUAAUAAUAUUUCACUAAAAAUUAAAAUUCCAAAAGAAGCGAUUAAUUUUUAAUACUGUAUUUGCAAAUAAGAAAUUGAAAAUGAAGAAAUGAUGUGUAAAUAUUAAUAUUAAAAUUUAGAAUGUGAAAUUUGUUCAGAAUGGUAUCAUCUAAACUGUUUGGGAUUUAUGGGAAACAUUGAGGAAGCCUAAAAAUUGUUAUUCUAUUGUUUUAGAUGCGAAUAAAAGCUUACUAAAGAAUAAAGCAAAUAUAUAAAGAGAUACAAUUAAUAUUUUAUUGAUUCAACAUUUCGAGAUCUAAAAUUAAAGAUUGGCAUGUCACCUCAUGAAUUAAGAACCCAUGAGAAAAAGAAUUAUAAAUAAUUGUCUAAAUGA
Molecule: messenger RNA, 2354 nt
Organism: Paramecium sonneborni
Lineage: Eukaryota; Ciliophora; Oligohymenophorea; Peniculida; Parameciidae
Source: the annotation of a GenBank genome assembly